This is a messenger RNA of Babjeviella inositovora NRRL Y-12698, 1549 nucleotides long. RefSeq lists its product as uncharacterized. The record is from RefSeq and is a predicted model, not a curated record. Gene Ontology annotation, cellular component: cytoplasm; nucleus; ribonucleoprotein complex. The transcript has a single exon. Gene Ontology annotation, molecular function: mRNA binding. Lineage: Eukaryota; Fungi; Ascomycota; Pichiomycetes; Serinales. Bases 46 to 1320 code for a protein of 424 amino acids.
GCAGCUCCUGGCCCUUAGCCCUCUCCCUUCCGCCACCAUCCACACAUGUCAGAAUCCAACACCCGUUUAUUCAUCCAGCCCGUCCCCAGUUCCGCUGAAGAGACGGUUAUUGACGGGAUUUUUGCCAAGUAUGGCCCGCUUGCAGACGUUACUAUCGUUGGUGAGUCCGCCUUUGUCGCGUUCCAGUCGCCCGACGACGCCCUUGCCGCGUUGAACGAGCUCAACGGCCAGGAAUUGUUUGACUCUGAGCCGGUAAACGUUUCAUUUGCAAAACAGAGAGAAAACGAAGGGGAGGGAAUUGAGUCCCAGGGUGAGAAAGGGGGCCCCCGGCUAGAAAGGGAGGGAUCUGAGCCCUCGGGAAAUUCACACACAGACUCGCCUGGGUAUCUGGAUACCCAGGGUAGCUCAUACCCGGGGAGUGGGUAUCCACUGGGCCCGGGUGCUGCCCCAGGCAGCUCAUAUCCCCCGCGUGCGUCCCGCGAAGAUGUCCGUGGCAAGUUCCGCGCCGUCGUGGCCGAUCUCCCAGAAAACUCCGCGUGGCAGGACCUCAAGGACUUUGUCCGGGCUGAAACAGGCGUGACCCCCGCCUACUGCUACAUGGACCAUCUCCGUCCCAACGUGGCCAAAUUCGAGUUCUUUAGCCAAGGAGACUUGGAAAUCGCCGUCGAAAGAGCCACCGCCAAGGAAUUCAGGGGUUAUAUGGUCACUAUGGCGUUUGACACCUCGGAAUAUGUCCCUCCACCACCCCCUAGGCCCCGUGAAGGCCGAGAAAGAGGUGGGUUUAGGGGCAGAGGUGGCUUCAGGGGCGGGUUUAGAGGCGGCUAUGACGGAGGCAGGGGCGGAGCCCGAGGGGGCAGAGGUGGUUACCAGGACCGCGCAUACUCCGAUAGAGGAUUCCUGGAUAGGAGAUAUCUGGAGAGGGAGUACCCAGAGAGAGGGUACCCAGAGAGAGGGUAUUCGGAAAGAGGGUACCUGGAAAGAGGUGGGUAUCAAGACUAUGGGAAUCAGGAUCGCGGGUAUCCAAACAGGGGGUACUCAGACGGGGGUUACUCGUCUAGAGGUGGGUACCAAGACAGAGGGUUCCAAGACAGAGGGUUCCAAGACAGAGGCGGAUAUCAAGGUAGAAACUUUGACAGAGGUGGGUAUCAGGAUAGGGGUGGAUACCAAGAUAGAGGUGGAUAUCAAGAUAGAGGCUUCAAUAGAGGCGGGUACAGAGACUCAGAAAGAGACAGCUACCGUCCUAGAGAAGAAUUUGGCGGCCCGCCAAGGGACUCCUACAAGCCGAACUAUGAGAACCGUGAUAGAUCUCCACAUAACUAACUUGAUUUGAACGUUCAGAAGAUGUCACUGAACACAGUGCUACGCAAUGUCAAAUGGUCCGUUGAAUGAUCCCGAAUGUAUAUGAUUUACUCCUUUUCACUAUUGAACCUGCUUGAUUUCCAAUUUGACAUUUCCUCUCCUGUUGGUGCCAUGUGCUCCCCCGAGCAUCACUGAUACUAUGAUCCUAUUUUCCUUUUGGCCCGAUACCAGUCAAAUAGUGACUUGACGU